AUGGAUAACCUAGCCCAUGAUUACCCUCUCAACCACAGGAAGCGGAAGGCAGACAACGAUGACUGCUCGGAGCCCCAAGUUCCUUUGAGGCCUGACCAGGCCAAGGCGCCUUCUCCUCCUGUCUCCGCGACUCUGAACGCUCCGAGGCAGCCCUGUCUCGCGUCAGAAUCAGACCAAUCUCUGUGGCCCUCUUCCUCCACGCCUGCCUCUAGUCCUCUGUCCACGGAGCGCCUCUCUCAUGCCACCAAGCGCCCCAGGUUGGACAGGCUGCGGAUAUCGGGGCGCAAAACUUCCCGACGCUCCCCAAAGUCCUCACCCACCAAAUCACCCGCUGUUCGUCACGGCAGCGACCUCGAGGACAUUGGCAUUGUUCCGACAGCCGACCCCGGCCCUUCCAGUGGUUCCUUGCUCCGCUCCAGGACCGCCUCGUUCUGUGAUGACAGUCCCGUCCAGCAGCCAUGGCUCCGCUCCGUGCCCUUCGACCUGAACUCGCUCCCCAUUCCGCCGCCACAGCCCCUCAUCAACCGCCAAACACUCAAGGAACUUGAUUUGGACGCUAUUCUGCGAAAUCCACAGCUCCGCCAUGACCUAUUAUUCGAUCCUGGGCUUCAAUUCAGGCCCACCGGGAGCAGAAGAAAGCGUGAAAUGGCGGAUAAAUACUGGACCGCCAUCGUGCAAGAAGUCGAGCAUGGAUGUACCUGCAUGACCUUCGAGGCCCGCAGAAAACCCCACCGGCUUAUCUGCAUAUGUGGCGAGUCUUCAACUUCGUCCGGCACUAUUCUACAACAAGUUGGUCCCGACCUAUACACGGUUCACAUUCCACCACGCGUCCCUUCGCUUCUCACAGAAUUUCUCGAGGUUCUUCUGCUUGUCAUUCAGCCACUGUCGAGCAUAUCAGGGAUAUAUGUCAACCCUAACACCUUCAAGGCACAAAUGCAAGAACACUCCGCCCAAGCGGCGUAUAUUCGUUCCCUUUUCGAUCCUGCCCUUAUCGAGCAGGAGCUUAGGCGCAACUUGUUCGAUCCCUCGGGUUUAUUCCGGACAAUCGGGGAGACUCUAAAGGGACAUUGUGCACCAAUGCGAGAUCGGUCCGUCGAAGCCAUGAUUCGAGUUGCAGAGCAGUGUGGUUCGGGUCCCAAAAAAUCAGCUCGAGAUGCUAUCAAGGCUAUUCGAAUGUGUAUGGAGAUCCUCGAGCUAAUGAAACUCGACAUCGCCAAUCACCAACUCCAGACCCUUCGACCAUUCUUGCUACGAACAUCCGGCCAGUUCGAAUUACGAACGCUGAAGGGACGUUGUGGCAUCGGAGCGUCAUUAAACACCACACGCGAGUGGAUUGAGGCUUCCCACUCAGCCAUGCUGCAAUCGCAACCGAUUUUCCACCCCCUAUUCCCAGCAACUCUAUAUCUCGGUAUUACGAGGUAUUGUCGACCUCGUUUUCGACCCUCCGGCCGCAUGCCCGCCCCAAACAUCCACCCCAACCAACACCCCGCCCGCAACCCCAACAGCAUCUUCCGCGUCGACUCCAGCCCUAAUUUCCCAGAAACUCUUUAUCUCGACAAUGCACGCAUGCAUAUCUUAAGCUCCGACGCCUCUGAUACGACUGCACUCUAUAUGUUCCUCCUCCUCUUUCGUCAACUGGUUUUCUCCGACAACUCCAAUUCCAACCGCGGGCCUCCCAAGCUGACGGAUGCCGACCUUAUCAGAAUCAAGCGCGAAAUCCGAGAUAUUGCAGGUAACUUCCGACCUGGUCGAUGCUUUUCAAGGAACCCGGACAAGAAUGGCAAAGAAGCAGAAACCUGGCGCGUAGUUAAAGAGGACGUGGUUCUACAGGUCGCGAAAAGGGCCACAGAUGCCCGAACUGGUCGACUCUCUCACUCGUCAUCACCAACUUGCCUGUCCUCGCUUUUAGCCUCCUCCGUCUCCACGCCUUCGACUUCCACGAUUGGAGAUGGUCCCGACGAGCGGUCUCUCAGUAUUGCGCGCAAGUGGGCCGAUACUCAUAUCCGCAGUGGGUCCCCUCUCAGCACCAUGCUACACAACCGCCUCAAGGAUGUCGUCUUCAACGCUGUCGUUACCACCGCCUUCCCCGCAAGAGACCUCGCCAACGGCUGCCGUCCCGUGGUUCUGGACUUUGCUCCUCCGGGUGGCUCCAAUCCUGAGGGCGCCGUUGGGACGGCGACUGGGAUGGAACCUCUCGCUGAUGAAAUUCGAACCUUGGCGGAAAAGAUUUCUCUCUUGGCCUCCAUCCACCUGAAUGCCCCUACCCAUAAAUACUUCCAGGUUGCGGAAUGCAGCGCUCAGAGUCUAGGCUUGGGGCGCCAACGAAACUGUACCGAUUCCUUCGACGCCCACGGAGAGAGGAAACCCAGAGAACUGGAAGCUCCUCUCGACUUGAGAGCGUUUGGGUUGAUAAAGGAAGGGAACGCUUUACUACGUUCGGUACAUCGGAAGAUCGAGGGAAGGCGUGUAUAUAGUCUGCCCGCUCCUCAGACGUCUCAAGCGAUGGGAACCCAGCUUGGAGGCCGUAAUGAGCGGUCAGUUAGAGGGAGUUCGAGAGACAGUACUCGGGGGCGAAGUGUAUCCUUAAUUCGUCGAUUCCCAACGACCUUCAUUUUUCAUGUAAAACGUGAAGACGAGUGCUCAAUCCCGGAGGGAAGAUGCGUAUUGCCGGACAUCCGAAACCCGGUGGAAUCGUCUCUUAAGAAGCAGAAGGGUUUGAUCCUUCUCAUUUCUGCGCCUGCAGGACCUUUCCGUGCCAGCUGCGUAUCCUGCAAAGUUGCCUUCCUUUCCGUAGAUCCUGACCACAUAAUUUUCAUUAAGGUAAUGAUCGGGUUGGCUUUCAAGAUGCCUCAUUUAUAUGAGAGCUUGACAUGGCAGGUGUGGAUUAAGGUUCGAUUUGUGACUGCGGCAGAAGAUGAUCUCCCGGUUAUCGUGGACACGCAGAAGGCGCUCGUCACGGUCAAGCUACGAGCGCCUUUCGAAGAAUAUUGCUCUCCAGAAUUGACAACCGAGAAUUCUUCAAUGACGACACAGGCCACGCGUCUUGAAUAA
Coprinopsis cinerea okayama7#130 is the source of this 3051-nucleotide messenger RNA. RefSeq lists its product as hypothetical. The coding region runs from base 1 to 3051 and encodes 1016 amino acids. The transcript has 10 exons. The record is from RefSeq and is a predicted model, not a curated record. NCBI's taxonomy places the organism in Eukaryota, Fungi, Basidiomycota, Agaricomycetes, Agaricales, Psathyrellaceae.